AUGUCGUCACCCAACGAACAUACAACCUCUGAACAGGAACAGCCUGUCGAGUCAACCGGUGCAGCUGCUGCAGAAUUACCGGUGACCCAAGCCGCUCAAACGAGCGUAGAUCCACGAGCCGUGGAUGGUACAGCGGAUGAGUCCCAUGAGGCCGGUAAUGAGGACGCCAGCAAGGACCAGACCGAUGGCACGGACGCUGGUGCAGGAGACCCGGAGCGGCUGCUAGUCUCGUCCACCCCCGAAUACAAGCAGAUGAUCCAAUCGAGGUCCAACAUGAAGCGUCGACUGACGAGGGUGAGGCAAAAGAUAAAAAUUCACCUAGACCUGCUAGGAACUGAUUGUUUCAGCGCAGACGCUCUUGGCCGCCUAGAUGUUUCUGCCGCACGUUCCCUUUACGAUGAGGCGUCCGGUUUGAAGUCAAACAUCGAGGGUAUCCAAGACAAUAUUAGACGGAGCUUAGAAGACGCAAACGAGGAUAAGAAAUUAGAUGAACAAGACGCGUGGGAGAAUAAUUUCGAACUUGAAUGCGUGUGUUUGCUGAGGCUCGCACAAUGUUUACAACAAUGCGACCACCAUUCUCGCACUCAGUAUGAAGCUGAAGACGAACGCCGCACCCGACUCCGAUUACUAGAAGAGCAUGGGCCACGCGCGCUAGAUGUUCUUGAUGCGGCCAUGUCUAGCCCUCGCAGCGGACCAAAACCAACAUGUCAAGCGUCGCCAACACUACAUGCGUGGAGUGAGAAGAGUGCCGACACGGAUAUCGACACUGCUACUUCAAGUGCUUGUGACACUGUUGAGCCACCGCGACAGUCCCAAUGUGAGUCGGCUGAACAGUCACACGCACAAAGUGCAGUGCUUCAUGACAUUGUACAUGUAGUAGAUGCAACUGAGUCUCCUGCCAGCGCAGCAAAUGCACAGGAAACCAGCGCAGCAGUCAGUAUCAGAAGCCAACCAAGAUCACCAGUGCCACCAGUCCCCAAACCACGUGUCAGGCAUGCCAUUGGCCCUGGCACUGGUAGAACUGCUGCCACUCCAGCAGUGCAUGCGGUGCCCAGCCCAAGUCCCACCUAUGGCAGUGGUGAGGAGGACAGGGCCUAUGACUAUGAGCAUUACCUCCAGCAGGAGACCCAGGACAGACAAGCAGUACAACAGCUUCAACCAGAUGCAGAAACAUUCUAUCCACCAGACCAUUCUGUCGCCGCCAGGACAGUCCCUCCACCAGCCACAACCUGGCCACGCGAUGCUAUUGCCCCACUGGAGCAAGCUCUUCAGGGCGCAGUUAUGAAUGUCGCCCAGGCUUUGAGCCAAAACCAAACUCCACAACACACCAGCACAUCCGCUGCAGCCGGCCCAAGCUCCGUUGUGUUCAAGCUAAAACCGAUGGAAAUACCGAGCUUCGACGGGCAGGUCACCAACUGGCCCGAUUUUUGGGACCUGUUUGAAACUGCCGUGGACAAACAGCCAAUGUCCGAUGUCGUUAAGCUGAGCUACUUGAAGAGUGUCCUCACUGGCCGAGCUGCCCACACGCUCGCUGGUCUGGCUAUCACCAACAACAACUAUGCCACGGCCGUAGAGCUACUGAAAGAACGAUACGGACGGACAGAUGAUAUUGUUGCUGCCCUGUAUACCAAGCUGCAGCGAUUGCAAAGCACAUCGUCCAAACACCGUGAUAUCCGGAACACCAUUGACAACAUCGAACGGAUACUACGACAGCUGGCUGCCAUGGGCAUUAGCGUUGAACAGCAGCCACUAUUGGUGCAGCACAUUUUGUCCAAGUUCCCUACGGAAGUACUCACCAAGCUAGAGGAAUGGCGAACAUCGAGCCAUCAGUCGUGGACGGUCGCCACCCUGCGAUCCGCCCUUCAGCGGUAUGCCGAAAUCCACCGGAAUUUGCGGGAAGGUUCCGAGACUUCUGCCUCUCAGUCUUCAAGGACACCGGCCACAAAGACACAGCACGGCUCACCAAUGACCAUGCAAGGAACUGGACACGCUCUUUCAUCUCAGUCAACGCAUAGUGCGCCUCCACGUCUAUGUGUCUUCUGCAAGGGGACUCACUUCAACGACCAGUGCUUCACCUACAAGCUGGCUCAGACAAGACAACAGAAGCUCCGAGAACAAGGUCGUUGCUUCAUUUGUCUGCGACGGAGCCAUAUGGCGUCCCAGUGCCCAGAGAAAACCAAGGCGUGUUUUCACUGCAGCAAGACCGGCCACAACCGAGCUAUCUGCCCAGCCCAUGAGAGACAUGAGCCCUCCAAAGGCAGCUCAAGGCCACAACCAAAUGGCUCACAACCUGCAAGGGCCGUCUCCACACAGGGUAAUGAUGAGGAACUUGUAAAUACGUGCUCCGCCAGUCUCGUGUCAGAGGGUCCCAGCGACAAGACUGGUGCAGUAUUCCUCCAGACAGCACAAGUGCAGAUUCAAGCUGCCGAUGGUAACUUUAUCACCGCGCAUGCGUUACUGGACACCGGCAGCAAUCGCACGUACAUGAGUACCCAGCUCAGCAAGCAGCUUCAGCUGCAGCCGGAGAGACAAGAGUCAUUGACCCUCAUCACCUUUGGAGUGACACACCCACGCAGUGUUGUUACAUCGGUCGUUCAGACGUCCAUUUCACUGUCCGACGGACAGAGGUACCCCAUCAAAGCGAAUGUACUCGACACCAUUACACGACCUAUCCGACGCUACCCUCUUCCAUCUGAAGAUGCGGAGUUCCUGGCAGGCGAACCAUCCAUUCAAAUGGCAGACACCAUACCAUCAACAGCCGAGACGAGGGCCAUUGACAUUCUCAUUGGUUCUGAUCAUUACGGAAAUCUUGUGCAAGGAUCACCGCAGCGUCUACCGUCAGGUUUGUACGUGAUGGAUACGCUCUUGGGUCACAUCGUCACAGGACAGUGUUCGUCCAAGUCGGAUGGCAGCAACAGCUCAACGCUUCUUGUCAUGACGCAGGCAAGCACCGGUCUACAGCAUCCGCUAUAUGACUACAUGGCAACCGCCGACUCUGCUCUGCUUGCUGAAGUCGAACCAAACUUGACGGAGUUUUGGUCGCUAGAAAGGAUCGGUGUGGAGGACCCAGCAAGUCUCCCAACAGAUGACGACACAGUUCGACAGUUCGAGGAGACCGUCACGUUUGCCGACGGCCGCUACACAGUCCAGUUUCCAUGGAAGCCCGACAUGCAGCUUCCACACAACAAGGACCUAGCCUACGGAAGGAUGAAGUCACUGGGGAAACGGCUUGCAGCAGAUCGAGACCUGCUGACCAGGUACAACGACGUGCUGCUGCAGCAGGAAAGGCUUGGCAUUAUCGAGCGAGUCACAGAGAAAACCAAGUGCGGUCAACGCUCGCACCAUCUGCCGCACCAUCCAGUGUUGUCUCCUUCGAAGGCUACCACCAAACUCCGAGUGGUCUAUGACGCCAGUGCGAAGAUCAAUAAGACAGCACCGAGCCUGAAUGACUGCCUGAAUCAAGGGCCGUCCCUCCUGCCUAGCCUCUGCGGCAUUCUGCUACGAUUUCGCCUGGCCCCGAUCGUGCUAAUCUCAGAUAUUGAGAAGGCAUUCCUGCAAGUAAGGAUUCAAGAGACAGACCGUGACGUCACCCGAUUUCUGUGGUAUCGUGACAUCACUAAGCCGGACGUCAUCGUGGACAACAUCGAAGUCUACCGGUUCUGCCGACUACCAUUUGGCAUCAUCAGCAGUCCGUUCUUGCUGGAUGCCACAAUCAGGCAUCACCUUGACAAACACAAGACAGCCACAGCAGCCGAAAUUCGCAAGAACAUCUACGUGGAUAACAUCAUGCUGACGGCUGGUACUGCAGAGGAAGCCGAGGUCAAGUACCGCGAGACUCGGCAGGUGUUCAACUCCGCGUCCAUGAAUGUACGUGAGUGGUCAUCCAAUGACCCUGCUACCUCCUCUGUGUUUGACCCGAGUGUGACGGCGACGAACACGAGCCAGAAAGUUCUCGGCCUGCAGUGGGAUACCGUCGCCGACACAUUCCACAUUCCAGGUGUGAGCUCCGAGUCGCCUGACGUCGACAGCAUAGCAUCCAAACGGCGUGUUUUGCACAACGUAGCACGCAUUUAUGAUCCACUCGGACUCUUCAACCCAGUCACCUUCCAUGCCAAAGUGUUUUUGAGAACGCUUUGGAGGGACGACCUGUCUUGGGACGACGCUCUACCCACAGAACGACUCGAGCAAUGGCAGUCCAUAGAGGGUAUACUUGAGCCGGUCGCAGACAUCCGUAUCCAACGCCGAACCUCCACUCUGAAGUCAGUCACCGAUCGACAACUUCAUGUCUUCUGUGACGCAUCAAAGGACUCCUAUGCAGCGUGUGUCUACCUCCGUGAAGCCAACGGACCUGAUGCGACAUCGACACUGCUCUUCUGCAAGAUGCGAUUGGCGCCAGCAAAAAGGGAGCUCACCAUACCCCGCCUAGAGCUCAUGGGCGUAGUCAUUGCAACCAGAGCUCUGCUAUUUGUGCGUAAAGAGCUCGGCAUCGACAUCACGAAGAGCUUCCUGUGGUGCGACUCACAGUGCGUUCUCCGCUGGCUUGUUACGCAUAAAGACCUGAGUGUGUUCGUCCGUAACCGUGUCAAAGAAGUCCAGCAAGUAGAAGAUCUGUCAUUCCGGUAUGUUCGCAGCGAAGACAACCCUGCAGAUCUAGCAACGAGAGGCGCCACUGUGCCUGACCUCAGUGACAUCUGGUGGCACGGACCUCACUGGCUGCGACAAGCCGAGGACAACUGGCCCACCUGGCAGCGACCUCCCAUCACUCCAGAAGAUUUCAAGAAUGCGAUGGCCGAGUGCAGGGGACCCAAGGCUGUCUUCGAAGCAUCACUUGUCGCCAACACGGAAGACACACCUGUCGUACAAUCGACUGGUCUAGCUGGGAUCGAGCCGGGACACCGACAGCUGUCAACUCUAUUGCGAAUCACCGCCAAUUGUCUGGUCUUUCUACGAAAGAAGAUCUGGCAGCGACUCUCCAGUGACAGCCAACAGAAGCUGAGGACGAAGCACCCACUCCUCGCAACAGUCCUGUCUGAAACGCCCUCCAUUCGCCUAUCUAACUGCCUUUGGGUGAGGCAUAUCCAGCAGCAAAGCUUCCCAGACAUGGAGUCGAAGAAUAGCAGCAUAGUGACGCAACUCGGCAUCCACGCAGAUCAGUAUGGUGUGCUCCGGUGCCACGGAAGACUUGGCAAGGCAUAUGAGGCUACGGAUUCCACACCUCCCGCGCUACUGCCACGGAACCACUGGUUCACUACAGCUGUUGUCGAGGAGAUGCAUCGACAAGCUCUCCACGCUGGACCGGCACACACGCUCACCCUGAUACGACGCAGCUACUGGCUUCCAAAGGGAAAGGCAGCGGUGCAAAAGAUUCUUCGCCAGUGUACCACGUGUCGUCGCCAUGAGGGCCAAUCAUUCCGCCUGCCGCCGAUGCCGUCGCUUCCAAAGGAGCGAGUUUCAAGGUCCAACCCCUUCCAGUAUGUUGGGACGGACUACUUUGGUCCGCUGCGAGUCAAGCAACCUGGAGGCACUGACAAGGUCUGGGUGUGCAUAUUCACUUGCUUCACUGUACGAGCAAUCCAUUUGGAAUUGGUUUCAGACAUAUCAACAUCGCAAUUCGUCAUGUGCUUUCGCAGAUUUGUGUCUCGCCGAGGUGUGCCGCACAUGGUAUACUCCGACAAUGCCAAGCAUUUCAAACUCGCCGCAUCUGUGUUCCGAGAUUUAUGGCACACGGUCAUCAAUGAUCCCGAUCUCCACAGCUACAUAUCCUCACAAGGGAUAACCUGGCGCUUCACUACUGAGCUUGCUCCCUGGCAAGGUGGCAUCUAUGAACGUCUGAUCGGCACAGUUAAACGGUCCUUUCGGAAGGCCAUCGGUCGUAGCCUACUGACCCGUGACGAACUGCAGACUUUAUUAACUGAGGUUGAAGCUGUAACCAACUCGAGACCGCUGACCGCAAUACCAUCAGACGAAGACUCGCCGGAUGUGUCUGUCUUGACACCUGCUCACUUCUUGAGCCCAGGUCUGUCCCUGAUGGCACCAUUCGGAGCGCUGGAUGAACAAGAGGAGGAGUAUAAUCCCACCAACAACGAAGACACCUCGCACAUUCUAUUGCGACGAUGGCGUCAUCAUACACGGAGAUUGGAAGACUUCUGGAAACAAUGGAAGGAAGAAUAUCUCAUGAUGCUCCAAGAGAGAUCAACGCCAAUACAUCGACUGCAACGCCAUCAGUCUGCUAGCCUAACUCCACGAAUCGGCGACAUCGUCAUCGUGAAGCAGGAAGGAACUCCGAGAGGUUUCUGGAGAAUUGCAAGGAUUGAAGACCUGCCGAAGAGUACAACAGACAAAGCCAUCAGAAGUGCUAAAGUUCGCCUGCCGUCGAGGAAUAUCGUCUCACGUCCACUGUCUCAUCUGUAUCCGCUGGAAGUGUCAGCAAUCCAAGAGCCAUCAUCUCCCCAGGACUCCAACGAUGCAGCGACGGAAGAGCCACAACAGCGAAAGGGCAACGCGCCAAAUCGACCACUUGUACAGCGACCAAGAAGAAAGGCAGCAGAAAGAGCCGCGAAGAACAUUGAAUCUUGGCUCGCAUGA
Molecule: messenger RNA, 6585 nt
Organism: Sycon ciliatum
Lineage: Eukaryota; Metazoa; Porifera; Calcarea; Leucosolenida; Sycettidae
Exons: 1
Coding region: 1-6585 (2194 amino acids)
Biological process (GO): DNA integration; proteolysis
Molecular function (GO): nucleic acid binding; aspartic-type endopeptidase activity; zinc ion binding
Source: RefSeq, a predicted model, not a curated record